AUGAGGAGUAAAAUUUAUUCAGUAUUUUCUAUUAUCAUUUACUGUUAUGAUUUUGUACAGACAUCAGACUGUGAUAUCAAAUAUGAUUUUAAAAAGAAGGAGGAAGUAAAAAUAGCAGAUUGUAAAAACAAAGGACUGACUUUUAUACCUCAGGAUUUACCGGGAGAUAUAGAAGUUUUAGAUAUGAGUUUUAAUCGGUUGCAAAUAAUUGGGAACAGUGCUUUCGUAAAUUAUAGAGAUCUAAAAGAACUAUACCUGAGUCGAAACCAACUCCGUUAUAUAUCUAACAAAUCAUUUCAAGGAUUACAUAAACUUACAAUACUUGACAUGUCUGGAAAUAUCCUAAAUUUAUCUAAAGUGUAUUCAGCAGAACUAUUUCAUCCAAUUAAAAACCUAACAAAGUUGAAUAUCAGGAGAAAUAUGCCUCAACCGAUAGACUUUGUUACGGAUUAUAAUUAUCCCGAUCAUGCAUUCGGUAUUUUGAUGGAGUUGUCUUUCUUAGCUAUCGAUAUGAUGCCUUUGCCAUACUUUGGAAGUGGAUUUGGUCAAAUGACCACUCUUAAAGAAUUACACUUCGACUCAUGUUAUUUAGUUCGCUUGUCGAAUGAAACCUUUCAGAGAUUUUACUCGUCUGUCGAACAGCUGACUAUCAGAAAUUGUCGGUUACACUUUGUUGUCACAGAAUAUAACGCAUUGCUGCCGUUUCCAAAGCUCGAUGUGAUAGAUUUUUCUGGAACGUUUAUGCAUCUGAAGCAUGCGUUGCAGCUAAUACACCCAUACCGUAAUGCCAAUAUAUCGACAAUAAACUUCGGUCAUGUGAGUGACGUUAGUAUUGACAGGGUUGAUAUCCCGUAUGUUCUGACAAUUACAGUGGACAUAAUGAAGAUCAUGAAAACUAUUUGUGUAGAAAAUUUAGAUUUAUCUCAGAAUGGUAUAGUAGAUUACGAGCCUGGGUCUUUGUUCUCCUUUGAUCAUCCUGAAUGUUUACAACAUAUUUCUUUUAAAGAAAACAGGUUUUUGCUUGCAAGCGAGAAAAAUCUAAAUGACAUAAGCCAUUUCUUUUCUAGAACUGUUAAAUUAAAAUCGCUCGACUAUUCAUAUAAUACUGUCAACUAUUUUAAACAUAACUCAGUUUCUUCAAAUUCAGAUUUGAAUUGUUCAUUUCACAGUAAUGUGAUACUACCAAAGUCACUUGAAAAAAUAGAUGUCAGUUACACCGUAGCAAAUACUUUCCCUGAAAUAAUUCUUAUAGUACCUAAAAAUAACAGUCUUACAUAUCUAGAUGUAUCGUAUUCAAGAUCAAAUGUUGCCAUACUCAUUCUUCAAAUUCGAUUGGAAACAUUUAUUGCUGAUGGUAUAGACUAUCUAUUUGCAUGGAAUCAAAUACAACGUUCUUAUUAUAACACCGUAAAAACAAUUAUAUGGAAAAACGCCGAACUGGAUAAUGCAUUAAGACUAUUCGGUAAUCGUUUUUUCAGAAGUACUAUAUCUGUGGAGUCAAUAGAUAUAUCUGAAAAUGGCAUUUGGUAUAUCCCGGACGACCUAUUUAAGCCAAUGCCAAACUUGACAAAUUUGUCUUUAAGUAAAAAUUCACUUCAGGCUAUUCCGGUACAACUGAGUAAUCAUGCUAAAGUACAAAAGCUAGACGUAAGGAAGAAUCGAUUAACAAGUGUAAGUUCAGUUAUCAGAGACUGGGCAGAUAAGAUGGAAGACCUGCAUGGAAUGACUUUACAUCUCACUGAUAAUGCAUUUGAGUGUAAUUGUGACAAUAUAGCCUUCAUAAUGUGGAUUCAGACUACAAAAGUUAAUCUGGACAGCCGAUCAUAUAAAUGUAAAUUAUCCAACGAAACAGUUAUAGAUACACUUUUUUGCGUACAACUCUUUAUAUGA
Molecule: messenger RNA, 1890 nt
Organism: Mytilus trossulus (common blue mussel)
Lineage: Eukaryota; Metazoa; Mollusca; Bivalvia; Mytilida; Mytilidae
Product: toll-like receptor 4
Exons: 1
Coding region: 1-1890 (629 amino acids)
Cellular component (GO): extracellular matrix
Molecular function (GO): protein binding
Source: RefSeq, a predicted model, not a curated record